Messenger RNA from Andrographis paniculata, 3429 nucleotides. Its product is annotated as DNA mismatch repair protein MSH2. Lineage: Eukaryota; Viridiplantae; Streptophyta; Magnoliopsida; Lamiales; Acanthaceae. Bases 221 to 3046 code for a protein of 941 amino acids. The transcript has 13 exons. Gene Ontology annotation, cellular component: MutSalpha complex; nucleus. The record is from RefSeq and is a predicted model, not a curated record. Gene Ontology annotation, biological process: mismatch repair; mitotic recombination. Gene Ontology annotation, molecular function: ATP binding; mismatched DNA binding; ATP-dependent DNA damage sensor activity.
CCCAACGAAAAUGAAAAGGCGCACGUUAGCGCGGAGCCUGCGCAUGCGCGCUUCUUCCCGCCAUUACUCUCGAAAACCUAUACUCCAAUCGACUGUGUACUGUCUGCGAAUCAUCUGGGAGCUUUACGAUUGAGUGGGUAGCCGAAAGGAACCGAGGCUCUUGGCGAGGGUUUUAUUUUUCAUCUUCACUAACUGUUGGAAGUUGAGAGCAUUUUUCGCAAUGGGCGACAAUUUUGAGGAGCCGACCAAGCUUCCCGAACUCAAACUCGAUACCAAGCAAGCUCAAGGGUUUCUGUCGUUCUUUCGAAGCCAUCCCAGUGACCCUAGAGCUGUCAGGUUCUUUGAUCGUCGGGACUAUUAUACCGCACAUGGUGAUGAUGCAUUUUUCAUUGCAAAAACCUAUUACCACACUACAACGGCUGUGCGUCAACUUGGAACUGGAUCUGAUGCCAUUCCUAGUGUUAGUGUUAGUAAGACCAUGUUUGAGACGGUAAUUAGAGACAUUCUUUUGGACAGGACCGAUCGCACUCUGGAAUUAUAUGAGGGCAGUGGAGCAAAUUGGAGACUUGUGAAAAGUGGAACACCUGGAAAUUUAGGCAGUUUUGAAGAAAUUCUAUUUGCUAAUAAUGACAUGCAAGACUCUCCUGUCAUUGUGGCUUUGAUUGCAAAUUUCCGUGAAGAUGGAUGCAAUGUUGGAUUGAGCUAUGUUGAUCUCAGCAAGAGGGUACUUGGCUUGGCAGAAUUUCUUGAUGAUAGCCACUUCACAAAUGUUGAGUCAGCACUUGUUGCUCUGGGUUGCAAGGAAUGCCUUAUGCCUGCUGAUAUGACUAAGGCUAAUGAAUAUAGACCGUUGAAUGAUUCGUUUUCAAGAUGUGGUGUUAUGGUGACAGAAAGAAAGAAAAGUGAAUUUAAAGGAAGAGAUUUGGUACAAGAUCUUGGUAGGCUUGUGAAAGGUUCUAUAGAACCUGUAAGAGAUCUAAUUGCUGCAUUUGAAAAUGCACCAGGGGCUCUAGGGUGUUUAAUGUCUUAUACUGAUUUACUUGCAGAUGAGAGCAACUACGGUAACUACAAGAUCCAGAGAUAUGAUCUUGACAGUUACAUGAGAUUAGAUUCCUCUGCCAUGAGGGCACUGAAUGUCAUGGAAAGCAAAACUGAUGCAAACAAAAAUUUUAGCUUAUUUGGCCUUUUGAAUAGGACCUGUACUGCAGGAAUGGGCAAGCGUUUACUACACAUGUGGCUGAAACAACCUUUAUUGGAUAUAAAUGAGAUAAACUAUAGGCUGGAUUUGGUGCAAGCUUUUAUGGAGGAUGCUGGCACACGUGUUGAUGUGAGGCAGCUUUUGAGAAGAAUUUCAGAUAUAGAACGUCUUACACGCUCUCUUGAGAAGAAAAGAGCAAGUCUUGUGCAUGUUGUUAAGCUUUAUCAGUCAACUAUUAGGCUCUCCUUCAUCAAAAGUGCCUUAGAGAAGUACAGUGGCCAGUUCGCAUCAUUGAUCAAGGAAAGAUAUUUGGAUCCUUUAGAACUGUUUACUGAUGAUAAUCACUUGAAUAAGUUUAUUGGCCUUGUGGAAGCUUCCGUUGACCUUGAUCAACUUGAGAAUGGAGAAUACAUGAUUUCGUCUGGGUAUGAUUCCCAUUUAGCGACUUUGAAAAAUGAGCAAGAGUCUCUUGAACGUGAGAUAAAUGAUUUGCACAAAAAGGCUGCUAAUGAUCUUGAUCUCUCUUUGGACAAAGCUUUGAAAUUGGAAAAAGGGACACAGUAUGGUCAUGCUUUUAGGAUUACCAAAAAGGAAGAGCCAAAAGUAAGGAAGAAGUUGAAUACACACUUUAUUGUUCUUGAAACUCGGAAGGAUGGAGUGAAAUUCACAAACUCGAAGCUUAAGAAACUAAGUGAUGACUACCAAAAGGUAGUUGAGGAAUAUAGGAACUGCCAAAAAGAAUUAGUUGCCAGGGUAGUUCAGACUGCCGCAUCUUUUUCUGAGGUGUUUGAAAAAGUAGCUGGUUUGCUCUCUGAGUUGGAUGUUUUACUUAGUUUUUCUGAUUUAGCUGCUAGCAGCCCCACUCCUUACACGCGCCCACUCAUUACUCCAUCGGAUGAGGGGGAUAUUAUCCUAGAAGGGAGCCGGCAUCCUUGUGUUGAAGCUCAGGAUUGGGUGAACUUCAUCCCUAAUGAUUGUAAACUAGUUAGGAGUAAAAGUUGGUUCCAGAUCAUCACAGGACCUAAUAUGGGUGGAAAAUCGACAUUCAUAAGACAGGUUGGUGUAAAUGUUCUGAUGGCGCAAAUUGGCUCAUUUGUGCCUUGUGACAGUGCUAGUAUUUCUGUACGCGAUUGCAUAUUUGCUCGAGUUGGUGCUGGUGAUUGCCAGCUGCGUGGAGUUUCUACUUUCAUGCAAGAAAUGCUUGAGACUGCGUCAAUCUUGAAAGGAGCAACUGAGAGGUCCCUAAUAAUAAUUGAUGAGCUAGGUCGUGGCACAUCAACAUAUGAUGGAUUUGGUCUAGCUUGGGCCAUUUGUGAGCACUUAGUUGAAGUGAUAAAAGCACCCACACUUUUUGCAACUCACUUUCAUGAGCUGACUGCAUUAGCUCAAGAAAAUACUAGUGAUCAAUCUUCAAAGAAGCUUGCAGGAAUAGCUAAUUAUCAUGUUAGUGCACACAUCGACUCAUCAAAUCGCAAGCUUACCAUGCUUUACAAGGUUGAACCAGGGGCCUGUGAUCAAAGUUUUGGGAUUCAUGUUGCAGAAUUUGCUAAUUUCCCAGAAAGUGUUGUUGCACUUGCUCGGGCAAAGGCAUCUGAAUUGGAAGAUUUUUCACCCAAGUCAAAUUUGCCCCAAGAUGUACAAGAGGUGGGAUCUAAGAGAAAACGAGGUUGUGACUCUGAUGACGUUAGUAGGGGCAUUGAACGAGCCCGGCAGUUUCUGAAGGACUUCUCUGAAGUAGCAUUAGAGCAGAUGGAGUUGAAAGAAGCUCUACAUCAUGUCGGAAAACUUAAAGAGGAACUGGAGAAGGAUGCCGUAAACUGUGUGUGGCUCCAACAGUUCUUCCUCUAGUAAAGAAUACAAUCUGAUUUUUUUUUGAUAUUUAUAUAGAUGCUGAAUGAAGCAGCUUGUUAUCUAUGGAGUUUAGCUUUUGGGUAUGUCCUAGGAAAGGAACAGCAGAUCAAAUUGCACAUGGAUGGAUGGAUGUAUGAAGUUUCUCUUUUUGGCAGCAACCAGCUUCAAUGCCAAUAUGGAUUAGACUAGAAGGUAAUUGAAACUGAAACUGAUACUGAAAUGAGGUAGGUCACCUUUUUAGUUUUAUACUUAAGUCUGUGUGUUGUGUCGUGCUGUGCUUUAGGGGCCGUUUCUUUUGGUUGAGUUUAGAAAUUUUUUGUUUGGAUUUAGUAUUAAAAUAAUGUUUGAUGUGAUGUUUUGUAAGAGAAAAAAAUAUGUAU